GAUAAAGAAGAAAUAAGUAAUAAAUGAAUAAUUUGGUAAUUAUGAUUUCGGAGAAAAUAAUACCGAUUAGUUCGCUAGUUGGAAAUGAAAUGGUAGUUUAACGUAGAGAAUCCCUUCAUCCGUAUCUGUAGUGUAGUUCUCUGUGAAGAAAAAAUCGAAAAUGCUGAAAACGAAAUCCCUGUAUAUCCUGUUGGUCAUUGCAAUCAAUAAUUUCGCCGUUGGUGUUCCUAAACCCGAAGACAAACACGAAAAGAUUCUACACGAAAAAGAGCAUUACAAAAAUGAAGAACAUAAUAAAGAAUAUGAUCACGAAGCAUUUCUUGGCGAAGAAGCGAAAACUUUCGAUCAGCUGACCCCCGAAGAAAGUAAACGACGAUUAAGUUUAAUUGUGGAUAAAAUCGACAAAAAUAAUGAUGGCGAAGUAGACUUCGAAGAACUUCAAGGCUGGAUCAAAUAUACUCAAUCUAAGUACUUGACCAACGAUGUGGAUAAACAGUGGAAAACUCAUAAUGUAGCAGGAAGUGAAAAAAUCACCUGGGAUCAGUAUAGAAAAAGCGUAUAUGGGUUUUCUGAAGAUAAUGAAGCGAUGGAAUUAGAUUUGAAUGAAGAAUUAGGAGGUUAUUCUUAUAAAGCUAUGUUGGAUCGCGAUAGAAGAAGAUGGCACGAAGCUGACGAGGAUAGCGAUGGUGCUUUAAAUAGGGAAGAGUUUGCAGCCUUCUUACAUCCUGAAGAAGCAGGUCGCAUGAAAAAUAUUGUUAUUCUCGAAACAUUGGAGGAUAUCGAUAAGAACAAAGAUGGAAAAAUUUCCUUGGAGGAGUAUAUAACUGAUUUAUAUCAUCAGAAUAUUGAAGAUGGCGAAGACCUACCAGACUGGGUGAAAAGUGAAAGAGAUCAAUUUACGAGUUACAGAGAUAAGAAUGGCGAUGGCUUUAUGGAUGCUGAUGAAGUUCGAGAUUGGAUCUUCCCGCAAGGAUUUGACCACGCAGAAGCUGAAACGAGACAUCUCAUUCUCGAAUCUGAUUCCAAUGAUGAUCAGAAACUCACCAAAGAAGAAAUUCUCAACAAAUAUGAUUUAUUCGUGGGGUCUCAAGCCACAGAUUUCGGAGAAGCCUUGACAAGACACGAUGAAUUUUAAAGACUGGUUCCGUUUCCGUUGGCCGUUACAGCCCACUCAGAUUGCCAUUUAUUACUUUUAGAAAUCUCUCGAACAAAUCGACGAACUCGCUUGUUGUUUU
Messenger RNA from Planococcus citri (citrus mealybug), 1235 nucleotides. It is a transcript of the gene scf, whose product is annotated as Calumenin scf. Gene Ontology annotation, cellular component: endoplasmic reticulum. The record is from RefSeq and is a predicted model, not a curated record. The coding region runs from base 161 to 1135 and encodes 324 amino acids. Gene Ontology annotation, molecular function: calcium ion binding. The transcript is spliced from 6 exons. NCBI's taxonomy places the organism in Eukaryota, Metazoa, Arthropoda, Insecta, Hemiptera, Pseudococcidae.